Lodderomyces beijingensis is the source of this 885-nucleotide messenger RNA. NCBI's taxonomy places the organism in Eukaryota, Fungi, Ascomycota, Pichiomycetes, Serinales, Debaryomycetaceae. The record is from the annotation of a GenBank genome assembly.
AUGAGCACAGCGCCAUUUAAUAAUAACAUCCCGGGCUCAUUUCCAGGUACCGAGCUGCCGUCGUAUCCUCCUGGGCCCAGUGCAAACUCUGCGCAGUUGGCCAGCCAAGUCACGGAACACAAGCUCGAGAGCAAAUUCAUCUCGAAUCAAGCUGUCUACCGCAAAACCAAAGACCAACAUGACAUCCUCCGACAGUUGGAAGCUGUAUGCUAUUUGCUCAUUUUUUACCAGUUUGUUCGAUUUUGCUACUGCGCAUGCAUCAUACCGACGCUAUGCCACAUUGUACAAGUUGCGCUCGUGAAUUACAACCUCGCCAUUUCCACGGAUGGAGAGACUUUCUUACAGAUAUUGUUUGAAGAUGAAGAUGCCGAGUCGCGAAUAGACUCGUUGCGGCUGAAACUACCGCGGUUCCUCCAUAGCUUGUACGUCAAGACGAUAUUUGUCUUGUUGUACCAUACGCUAUUCGUUUGCACUUGGAUGGUGUCGUUGGUGAAUGAGGAGAAAGUGGCGGAACUCAGCACGGGCACAUGGUGGUUUGUCUCGUUUAUAGGAGAAGAAGUGCCGCGGAUAUCGCCGCACGAGUCGUUUGCGACGAAAAUUGUCAAGUUGGGAUUGCCGCAGUUGCUCGUGCUAGACUUGAUUAUUCUUUUCAUCCAGCUUGUACUGUUCCAGUGCAUCUUUUGGCAGAGCGCCACCUUUAGUGGGAGAAGUGCUAAUGAGAAGGAGGUUUACUUGAUCAGGGGCAAGAAUGUCGGAGUUGGGAUCGCUGGCGAUGCCAGUGUAGAGGAUUAUGGGCACGGUGUCAUUUUGGCUUUGAAGGUGCGACUAUAUGAAACGUUGAAGUUUGAACUGUUUUUCCAAUCGGAAGGCUCUACACAAAUCUAG